CAACGUCAAAUUGACAAUUGAAUACGAAUACCUACGAUCUCGACUAUUCUCUCAAUUUAUCAAAUCAACGAAUGAAACGCUUUAUUUUGCUUUUCUUGUUUUAUUUUGACAAUGUGAAACCAGUGCAAAUAUAAUUAUUUGAGCACAUUAUAUCACGCAACACAUUAUAUUAACGUAAUGCAGAGAAAAGCUGCACAUUAUUGAGCAGUUACACUCGAUGUAAGUGCACAUAUAUAUUCAAAGAUACUUUUGUAAGCUAGAGUGAGGAGCUUUUACGCAGUAUAUUUAUUUUGUCUGCGGAAAUAUAACAUUAACAGAAUCAUGAACCAACAAGGCUUAGAGGAUAUAGAAAUGGCUAGACAAAUGACGACAAACGGGUGCUACAAUAAAGCCUUUGAUUUGUACAUUAUGGCUUUCGAGAAGAAUGUAGCAAUUAAAUCAGCUUAUGAAAGUGAAUUCCGUAUGGUGAUGACUCAAUUGAACGAAGUUCUGAUGACGGCCAACAAAAUGGAAGAUGUAUUCAUCAACUACACGCGCGCUCUAAUGACGUACCCCAACAGCAUUAUUAUAUUAAAUGACAUGGGCAAAUUCCUCUUCAAAUGUGGUUUCUACGAAAAAGCUUGGGAGCAUUUUGAGGAGGCACUAAAUUUAGAUUACACAUUUGUCAAUGCAGAAAAAAAUUUUAAUUCCCUCAAAAAUCUUCUUGUUGAGCGCUGGCACUUUAGGAUGCUUAAUGACAAGGUUCGAAACGAAGCUUACCGUGCUGCAAUACAUGAGACAGUUAUACCUAGAGUUGAUACUAUUCUGGACCUGGGAACAGGCACUGGCCUGUUGACAGUGUAUGCAUCUGAAUGCUCCCCGAGGAUCACAACUGCUUGUGACGGUUCUAAAGUAAUGAGUGACUUGGCAACUGCAAUCACCCAAGAAAAUGGGUGUGAACACUGUAUCAUUGUCAAUAAGCUGUCAACAGAGAUGCAGUUACAUGAGGCAGGCGGCAAGAGAACUCUGUUGCUCACAGAGGUAUUUGAUGCAGGAUUAUUUGGGGAACAUGUUCUUCAAUCUCUAAUCCAUGCUUGGGAAAACAUGCUGACAGAUAAUGCCAGGGUCAUCCCCAGCAAGGCAGAGUUCUUUAUAAUUGGUGCCAAAUGUGAUUUCCUGCAUAAAAGAUAUCAGCUGUGUUCACCAAUCAAAGAGAUUCUGAAUGUUCAAAAUAUGAAUGUGCAUGUCUUAACCUUUGAUGAGACAUAUGAUUGUGAAGAUGUACAUUUUUAUGGAGAUGAUAUCAAGUACAUGACUGAGGCCAAGUCUCUGGUGUGUGUGGACUUCAACAACUGCCAGGAGUUGAAGAACCUAAUAGAGAUGGACCAUUGCGAGGUUGAGAUGGUAGUGCAAGAAACUGGUGAGAUCAAUACUGUGAUUGGCUUUUUUAAUUUAUAUUUGACAGAUAAUGUUACUAUAACAACAGACCCCAGAUCUGACCGGAGAGCUAAUGCAUGGCAACAAGCCAUCUUUUAUGAUAAAAUUCCUGUGCAGGUGGUGGAAAAUGAUAUUGUCCCAAUGUACUUUUCUCUAAAUGGUGGCAAGUUGACUAUGUACAAAGAUGAUACUAUUAUCAGGAUUUCCCCAGAAACAAUCAGAUUCUUAAAUGACAUUGAAUAUGUAAAUGCAAUAGCUGCAUGUAUCGGUACUACCUGCAUUUAUCUUGGCCAGAUGGCAGAAAUGUCUCAAAUAACUGUAGUUGAUUUGUCUCCGUUUCCUGUGUUUGGCCUGCAUCUGUUGAUGAGGGGCGCAAAGUCACUGACUUGCUGUGCUAAAACUGACAGUGAUAAAGAAUUUUUCGAAAUAGUUUUUGAAUGUAAUAAUGUCCCUUUGUCAAACAUAACUAUUUUGAUAGGCGAUGAGUGGACACAAGAAGGCUUCAAGGAUGAAAAGUACCAUGCUAUAUUUUGUAAUAUUUUUGAAGUUUGUGGAGAAAUUGACUUGCGCUUGAAAGCAAUGGCUGAGCACUUGAAACAACACCAUCUUAUUCAGGAAGGGCUUUUCUUGCCGGCCAGCAUUAAGCUGAUGGGACAAAUAGUCAAGAGUAACUGGCUGGAUAUAAACAACAAAUUGUAUGAUGAGAAUGUCAGCAAUUACAAGAUAUCCAAGCACUUAAACCCAUACCAAGUCACACAGAAUUUUUGCAUUGACUUCAGUCAUUUGGAGUACACUCCAUUAUCAGAUGUCUGUGUGUUUGGAACAAGUGAUAGUACAGAAGGUGUGGAAGUAAUUGAUGUCCCAAUAAUAAAAGAUGGAUUAGCCAAUGCUGUAUUGUGCUGGUAUAUAAUAGAACUAGUACAAGAUUUGAGAGAAGUGACAACUAAUAGGAAAAAUUGUUUUAUUGAUGGAAUUGUAUUUAUCACUGAUCCGAAAAUUCGGGUCUAUCGUGGACAAUCCACUCCAGUACUGAGGAGCGUCGACUCUGACGGCGCAUUUAAAUUGACAAUGCAUUUAGAGGAGUAGAAAAGACUCAGAAACUGUUUUUGACCUAUCAUUAUGUGUAGUUAUAAAAUAUCGGAAUGAUCUCAAGAAUUUAAUUAUUUUUUAAGAGUUUUAUCUUCUUUAGAAGAAUGUCUAGUCUUUAUUGAUUAAUUAUUAUAAAUUCUAACUGUCUAUUUAUAAUAUUUGUAUUUGAGUUAAAAAACAAGUGAUAAGUGGGAUUAUUGGAGCUUAUCUUUUAGAUAGCUACUAAGUAAAAAUAUGGACUAAGAAAGACAAUAGGCUAUGGAGAGCUGAGAUGCUCAGGGCCAAGUUAACUUGUGCAUGUCACAUGCAUGUAGUUGGGUAGAUUAAUAGUAGACUGCCCUUCCUUCAGAACUGAUCUGUCACUACAAAUGGAAGGGCAUGGGUGAUAAAAUCUUAUAAGUAAUUGAAUUGUUGCUGAAAUGGAAUAUCAAAUAAAGACACGGGAAUCAAUGCGAUAUUUUUUACUUUGGGACUAGAAACAAAGCAAAUGUGGGUUGGAAAAUAUAAAGAGACAGGUUUCUGUCUAGUUCUAUAAUUAAGAGCAGAGUUACAAUGAAAUAAAUCUAUAAUAAUACAAUAACACUUUCGAGAACCAUUUGGAUUCAUUAGAUAAACACUCCACUACAUAGAUUCUCAUAUAUUAUUAAAUGUUACGUACGAUCGAUGUUAGAUGUAAUCAAUAAACCAUGUCAUAAUAACCGUAAUCAAUAAAUUAGUUCUUAUAACAGUUUAAGAAAAUAAUUAAUCUUUAGUCUUAGUAAAAACAGUUACAGUAACCCAUGUUCGCAUUUCCGAUGACGUAGAUAUUGCAUAUUUUAGUGCAAAAUGUUUUUAAAUGAAUUGUUAAUGUUAUUAACGUAGUAAUAAUGAAAAAAAUAGGUAAUAUCUAUUUGUACAGUCGUUUUAACAUAACUCUUGAGCAGUAUAGACAAGAUUUUUGUGCCAAAUAGGUUGCUCCUCAGUCGUUAUUUCGUAGACAUAGGGUGCCGUCCAUUAUUUGUAUGAAACUGCUUUUUUUAUAUAAUUUUUUGACAAAGUCGCAUAAGACAUGAACUUGUAUGUUUGUAAACGCACCCACUACACAGGAGAAAAUCCUAGUGUGGGGAAACUUUAUAAAACCCUCUAGACAUCACAGGUUUUUCGAUUCGGUAAAGUUCUUUAGGUAAGUACCCACCAUUUUAAAAUUCACCAAAUUGACAAUACUGCUCUUGAGUCUUGGGGUACCUACUCAUACAGGAUAAGUACCUAUUUAGUAUAUUUAAAUUCAAUUUACUGCUUAUAGUACUACAAUAGAGCGACAACAAUGAAUUACUAUGCUAUUAUUCUCAUUUUAUUAUUGCAUUUAUAUGUGCUGAAACACUACUGAACAAGCUUAGAAAAACUAAUACGGUUCCUUGCUUUGCGAAUCAGAUAAAGCCAGUUUUAACUUAGUUAUUAGAAUCCGUCAAGGAUCGAAUUUGGCCAAUUGCUGCGAAACGACGAAUUAGUAAAACGGCCUGUCUGUCGCUCACCGCUUCAGUAUUUAUGUAGAAAUAUUACUACAACACUAUAAUAAGAUGUUAAUGUAGCAAAAUGUACCUACCCAUUAAUAAUUAUUGUAUUCACUGUAUUUUGUUAUUCGUUUAUAAAGGAUUAUUGUAUGAUUAUUUUAGUACUUAGGUAAAUAAAGUACUAAAUGUGCA
Spodoptera frugiperda (fall armyworm) is the source of this 4187-nucleotide messenger RNA. Its product is annotated as protein arginine N-methyltransferase 9. The coding region runs from base 322 to 2502 and encodes 726 amino acids. The transcript has a single exon. Gene Ontology annotation, biological process: peptidyl-arginine methylation. Gene Ontology annotation, molecular function: protein binding; protein-arginine omega-N monomethyltransferase activity. Lineage: Eukaryota; Metazoa; Arthropoda; Insecta; Lepidoptera; Noctuidae. The record is from RefSeq and is a predicted model, not a curated record.